Messenger RNA from Diaporthe amygdali, 1086 nucleotides. RefSeq lists its product as uncharacterized. The record is from RefSeq and is a predicted model, not a curated record. Lineage: Eukaryota; Fungi; Ascomycota; Sordariomycetes; Diaporthales; Diaporthaceae. The coding region runs from base 1 to 1086 and encodes 361 amino acids. The transcript has 4 exons.
AUGGAGUUCAUGCAUCCCAAACGUGUCUCAUCCGGCAAGUGGCUGUCUCGCCUAGCUGAGAAAUCGCCUCUCACGCCCCUGAGCAACGGUCAACGCAGCGUUCGAACACUUCCUUUCACCGAGAGUACCUUUCGCCUGAUCUCAAAGCGACUUUUUGUUCACCACACCAUUUCUGCGAUUGUCAGCAGGGCUAAUAUUCCAACGUUUUCAUCGGCCGAGGUCCAAAUGGAAGGGGAGAAUGGCAACAUACAUACGGCGACUGUGUACAACUGCAGGUCAUCGAAUGAUUGGGAAAUGGAUUUGGCCCUUACAGCAACGCACUUUCCAAAGCAAGGAUUAACAUUCGCACUUCUACUUGGUUGCCCACUGUCUAUCGAAGAGGAAGUUAUUCGGCGCUUGUCUCGAGUGUCUACGGAAUCAAGUUACCCACUUGUUCUCCCCGGGAUCUUCGUCGAGCUCGAGAGAAGUAGGCAUGUGGCAGUAGCAGAAAAGAUGAUUGAUCAGUUGGAGAACAGGAUCUCUGAACUUGACUACGCGUCGGGUGGCACCAAACAAGCUCACAUGCGGGAAAUGAACCAAGCGAAGCGAGAGAACUAUCUCGACACAUCCUAUCUCAGAAAUGGACUCGUGAGCUGGAGGAACCAGCUCAUUAAAAUGGCUAAGCAGGCCGAACUCCUAGAAGACGCGAUGUCCGGCCGAGAAGUAAGAGCUAGUCUCGGUCUAUAUCCCCAUUCAAAUGCAUCCAUGGACGGCUUGCCGGUCCAAACAGUGUUCCAGAUGCGAAGAACUGGGCGAAAGGUGGUCAGUCGUCUUCAAUCAAUCAUUGAUGAGUACGACGACAAAAUUCGUGACUGCACGAUGCGCUUGGAUGGUAUGGCCAUGGCUACUCAGUGGAGUGUCUUCUCUAUGAGCUUCUUCACAUGGUUCGAUGAUGAUGGGAAUAGCAGGGCACAAGUUUCGUCAUUUGUAUGGAUCUAUGUUCUCUUUGCUUUGGUGUCGACGACCCUCACCAUUGGAUCCUGGUACCAUUUUAACAUAUGGCGGAAGCACUCUAGACGGAUCUCACAAGGGGAUGCGUCGUUUUGA